CACAUCAACCAUCAAUUCCAUCACGCAAUUCCGAUCAAUCUCUUCUCAAGCUGAAUUAGCUUUCCAGAGCUACAGGCGAUCGAACUCAGCCUAGCUAGCGAGCACCUGCCAUCAAACCGGCCAUUAGUGAACCUUCGGCCAUGAGGUCGUCCCCAUGGAUGGUGUUCGCGUCGGCAGCGGUUGUGCUGCUCGCCUUGGCCGCCUCGUCGGCGGUGGUGGAUGCGUCGCCACCGUCGAAGUCUUUGGAGGUCGGUUUCUACAAGCACACGUGCCCGCAGGCCGAGGACAUCGUGCGCGACGCCGUCCGCCGCGCUUUCGGCCGGAACCCCGGCCUGGCCGCCGGACUCAUCCGGAUGCACUUCCAUGACUGCUUCGUCAGGGGCUGCGAUGCUUCGGUGCUGAUCAACUCGACGCCGGGGAACACGGCGGAGAGGGACUCGCCGGCGAACAACCCCAGCCUACGUGGCUUCGAGAUCAUCGACGAGGCCAAGGCCGCACUGGAGGCGUCCUGCCCGCGCACCGUCUCCUGCGCCGACGUGCUCGCUUUCGCGGCGCGUGACGGGGCCUACCUUGCUGGCGGCAUCGAGUACGGCGUCCCCGCCGGCCGCCGCGACGGCCGCGUGUCCAUAGCCGACGAGGUGCUCGUCAACAACGUGCCGUUCCCUACCGACGGGGUCGAUGAGCUCGUGGCCAGCUUCAGACGCAAGGGGCUCUCCGCCGAUGACAUGGUCACGCUCUCGGGCGCGCACACCAUCGGCCGCUCCCACUGCUCCUCCUUCACGCAGCGGAUCCAUAACUUCUCCGACGAGGCCGGCCGGACCGACCCGUCCAUCGACAUGUCGUACGCGGCGGAGCUCAGGCAGCAGUGCCCGCCGUCCACAGACAACAUGAGCGACCGCACCACGGUGCCGCUGGACCCGGUGACACCGGGGGAAUUCGACAACCAAUACUUCAAGAACGUACUGGCGCGCAAGGUGCCGCUCAUCUCUGACCAGACGCUGCUUACGAGCCCCUGGACCGCUGGCAUCGUUGCGUUCCACGCCGCCGUGGAGAGGGUGUGGCAGGCCAAGUUUGCUGCGGCCAUGGUCAAGAUGGGCAACGUCGAGGUACUCACCGGCGAUGAAGGGGAGAUCAGGGAGAAGUGCUUCAUCGUCAACCACUACUAGACCAUCACCACAAAUUUAUUCAUUUGAUGGGAGACUAGCGGUUAAUGUUUUUUUUCUUUUUUUUUGCGAUGGACUGGCAGUUAAUUUUGGUGCUUCAAUAUCUUGUAAUUUAAGUUCGCGAAGUGAUUUUUUUCGUUGUUCUUACUUCUUAGUGUAUGUCAAAAGCAUGAGUGUAUAAAUCAGAAGAACAGAAUGUACAUGGAUACUAUUUCUUGC
Molecule: messenger RNA, 1382 nt
Organism: Triticum aestivum (bread wheat)
Lineage: Eukaryota; Viridiplantae; Streptophyta; Magnoliopsida; Poales; Poaceae
Product: peroxidase 5
Exons: 2
Coding region: 141-1166 (341 amino acids)
Biological process (GO): response to oxidative stress; hydrogen peroxide catabolic process
Molecular function (GO): heme binding; peroxidase activity
Source: RefSeq, a predicted model, not a curated record